UUAAAUGAGCCUCGUUCAGGAGCAUUUCGUUAGUUCAGACACGGACGGAGAGCAGACAGAGACGGACUCUCCUCCUCCUCCUCUUCCUCCUCCUCCAUCUCUCUCUGUCUCUGUCUCCAUCCAUCAUCCAUGCAUCUGCGUCUUUUGGAUACCUACCUCUCCUAGAGCGCGUCUGGAUCAGUCCAAUCCUCCACAUGUCAUCUCCAGUGUAGUCUCUCCACUGGAAGCUGUACUGGUGAUGAUGAUGAUGCCUGGCUGAAGGGCUCGCAGCAGUCUUCAUCCUCCAGACUGACUGAGGAAGAGGAGCUCGGAUGCUUUUUCCCUCUUGGAGAGCAGCUCUGCGUAAUAUGGAUUUACGGUUGUCAGAGAAAAGUUGGAUUUUGUGAUUUUGAGCCCCCCGUGGAGAGCGUAAAAUGGACAGAAUAGGAGGAGGGCGUUUUUAUUAGAAAAGGUGCUUUUGGGUUGGAAUCACACCGUGAGAGGAGAUGCGCAGAGCGUGGAUACUCUUCUUUCUAAUAGAAGAGGGUUUCGCUCUGGCACAGAGAACUAAAGACUCCCCAAGCGAACAUGGCGGCCAGAGCCCCAACCAGAACGACUGUGGCACGUGGGUCCGCAACAUCAACGGCGGGGUGUUCACAUCACCAAACUACCCCACCACCUACCCACCCAACAAGGAGUGCGUUUAUAUCCUGGAAGCUCUCCCUAGACAAAGGAUUCAGCUGGCUUUUGAUAAGAAUUACUACAUCGAGCCAUCAUUCGAGUGCCGCUUCGAUCACAUCGAAAUCCGCGAUGGGCCAUUUGGGUUCUCGCCGCUCAUCGAUCGCUUCUGCGGGGGAAAGAACCCGGGCCUGGUUACAUCGACGGGACGCUUCAUGUGGAUCAAGUUCACCAGCGAUGAAGAGCUGGAAGGCCUUGGCUUCCGCAUUAAGUACACUUUCAUUGCAGAUCCUGAUUUCCAUCUGCACGUGGGCGGACUGCUAAACCCCAUCCCAGACUGUCAGUUUGAAAUCGGUGGAUGGGAUGGGGUUAUUCGCUCCAGUCAGGUGGAGGAGGAAGAGAGGGUGAAGCCUGGUGAUGCUCUGGACUGUAUCUGGACCAUCAGGGCUCCUCCUCAGUCCAAGAUCUACCUGCGCUUCAUGGAGUACCAGAUGGAACACUCUAACGAGUGCAAGAAGAACUUCGUGGCCGUGUACGACGGCAGCAGUGCCAUCGAGAACCUCAAGGCCAAGUUCUGUAGCACCGUUGCCAAUGAUGUGAUGCUGGAUAACGGCGUGGGAGUCGUGCGAAUGUGGGCUGACGAGAAGAGCCGACUCAGCCGAUUCCGCAUGCUCUUCACCUCAUUUGUUGACCCCCCCUGUUCCAGCAAUACGUUUUUCUGCCACAGCAACAUGUGCAUUAACAACUCCCUGGUGUGCAAUGGAGUCCAGAACUGUGUCUACCCAUGGGAUGAAAACCAUUGCAAAGAGAAGCGAUCUAAGGGUCUUUUUCAUCAGAUCACCAAGACCCACGGCACCGUCAUUGGCGUCUCAUCAGGCAUAGUUCUGGUUCUUCUUAUCAUCUCUAUCCUGGUCCAGAUGAAGCAGCCGAGGAAAAAGGUUGUAGCUCGCCGGCCCGGUGUGUUCAACAAGGCGGGCUUCCAGGAGGUGUUCGACCCACCCCACUACGAGCUCUUCUCCCUACGUGACAAGGAGAUAUCGUCAGAUUUAGCUGACCUUUCUGAAGAGCUGGACAGCUUCCACAAGCUGCGGCGCUCCUCCACCAUGUCCCGCUGCGUCCACGAGCACCACUGCGGCUCUCAAGCCUCGGUGGCUACCGGCGGCGGCGGCGGCAGCAUGAAGCACAGCCGCACCACCCUGAGUUCCAUGGAGCUGUCCUACCACAACGACUUCUCCAAGCCACCGCCCAUGAAGACUUUCAACUCCACCUCCAGCUACAAGAAGAGCUGCUACGGCUACAAGCAGCACUCACAGACUCACGACUGCGACCAGCAGGUCAUCGAGGACCGCGUCUCAGAGGAGAUCCCAUGUGAGAUCUAUGGGCGUGGCGGAGGAGGAGUGGGAGGAGGAGCCACGGGGGGAGCAAUGGGAGCAAUGGGAGCAAUGGGAGGAGGAGGAGCAUCAGGGAUUGCAGGAGGAGGGAUUGGAGGAGCGGUAGGGAUAACGGGAGGAGUGGCGAUGCCUGGGGGAAUGGGUAUGGCGGGAGGAGUGGGCAUGGCGGGGCCUAGUGGCAUCGCUGGAGGUAUCGGCGGCGGGAUGGCAGGAGCUUGCGGAACCCUCAGCGUCCGUGGCAACAGCGCUCGUAACAGCGCCACCAUAGUUGACCCACAACAGCGCUCCAUGUCCAUGGACUUCUAGAUGGUGAACGGAGAAAGAAAAGGAGAAUGGGAAUGCAGAAAGAGCUCGCGUUUCACUCACCGAAAGAAGAGACUGAAGAAGAGAAGACCGGAGAGUCACAAUAAUCUGAGAUUGAUCACUCCUCUUCCCUCUUCUGCCUUUGCUUUCAAAGCAAUAUUCAAAGUAUUGCACACAUAAGGAUCUUCUCUCAAAGUCUGGUUUGAAGGUUUGGGAAAUUGGCAGAUAAGAAUCAAGGAUUGAAAAGAGGGGGAAAAAAACAGGACUAUUCUUCAAGAUAAUGAAGGGUGAAGGGAGGGUGGAGACAUCUCGUCUCUCCUCCAGUCUCAUGCUCAUUUAAUCUCUCCUUCUCAUAAGACACAUAUAAGAAGAGGGUUCUCGCAUGCAGACCCAGACUUCUCUCUGUUUGGUUGCCUAGAAGACCAGGUAAACCACUCAGAAACAAGGAGAGAAAAAGGAUGAAGAGACCUUCUUGGACUGAGUUUCUACAUUUAUUCACCUGCCAUGCACAGAUAUACGCUAUAUAGUGCGUCUUCUAAUAAUUUGAGUCUUUAUUUUUGUCAGUGUACGGUACUGUUAAAACCAGUAUAUAUCCAGCCUCAUGAUGAUGCUCGGCUUUUAACUCUUUAAUCUUUUUCAAAUGUUGCUCAGAUGAUUUUACGAAGAUGACUUAUCCAUGAAGACAUAAUGGCAUUGAUGAGGAUGAUGAAGUUGCUGUUGUUGAUGAUGAUGAUGAUCAGAAAUAUAAUGAUGAUGUUAAUGAUGUGAUAUUACUAUAAUAAUUCUGUAAUUUUCAUGGUUACCUCACACAUACACAGAAAGUACGCUCCAUUCAGUCUCUCCUCAGGAAGAGCACAUGAAGAGACUUAUUUUAGUAAGAAAUAGAGAAAAAAGUCUUUAAUAGCAUUCAGGCUGUGGGUGAUCAUUUAUGGAAUAUGAAAUGUUUGGUUGUGAGAUCUGUGGACUGGAUCAAAAUAGAAACCAUCCCACUCCCAACCCCCACCCUUACCAGAAGAAAUUGUAAUUUCUCAAUUUCCCCCAUGAACUGAGUGUGUAAAACAAGCACAACCUGUUUCCCUGAAGAGACAGACAUGUAGCCUAUGUGGGACUCAUUUAUGAUUUUUAACCACCGGUUGUAUAAUUUCAUUCUGUUGAAUUAAAUGAGAGCUUACUCACC
Molecule: messenger RNA, 3528 nt
Organism: Sebastes umbrosus (honeycomb rockfish)
Lineage: Eukaryota; Metazoa; Chordata; Actinopteri; Perciformes; Sebastidae
Product: neuropilin and tolloid-like protein 2
Exons: 10
Coding region: 486-2354 (622 amino acids)
Molecular function (GO): protein binding
Source: RefSeq, a predicted model, not a curated record